CGCUGGGGGCGGGCCGAGGCGCGGCGCGACGGCGCCAUCUCAGCGCGCCCGGCGGGGAGGCGGCAGCAGCCCCAUGGCCGCCGCCUGGUGCCGGGCGCUGCGCGCUGCCCGCGUCCCCUGCCGCGGGGCCAGCGCAGCUUCGUCCUGCGGCUCCGCGUCCUCAAGCUCCAAGGAUGAGGUGCUACAAGACAAACGCGCCCGGAUCCUGUCACGAGGGCUGCCAAAGCAAAAGCCCAUAGAAGGAGUUAAGCAGGUGCUGGUUGUGGCUUCUGGAAAAGGGGGAGUUGGGAAAUCAACAGCAGCAGUAAAUAUAGCCCUUGCCCUAGCAGCAAAUGAUUCGACAAAAGAAGUUGGUUUGCUUGAUGCAGACAUAUACGGGCCUUCAAUUCCAAAGAUGAUGAACCUUAAGGGAAACCCAGAAUUAACACCAAAAAAUCUAAUGAGGCCCCUUAAGAACUAUGGAAUCGCAUGCAUGUCCAUGGGCUUCUUGAUAGACGAGACUGCCCCAGUUGUGUGGAGAGGACUCAUGGUCAUGUCAGCUGUUGAGAAAUUGUUGAGACAGGUUGACUGGGGUCGGCUGGACUAUUUAGUAAUAGAUAUGCCACCUGGGACUGGAGAUGUACAGCUGUCAGUCUCACAGAAUAUUCCAGUUGCAGGAGCUGUGAUCAUCUCCACUCCACAAGAUGUGGCUUUAUUGGAUGCACGCAAGGGAGCUGAAAUGUUUAGAAAAGUCCGCGUACCUGUUUUAGGACUAGUACAAAAUAUGAGUGUUUUCCAGUGUCCCAAAUGUAAACAUGAGACACACAUUUUUGGAGCUGAUGGUGUAAGAGAUCUAGCAAAAACCCUUGGAUUGGAUGUUCUAGGAGACAUUCCACUGCAUGUUAAUAUACGGGAGACUUGUGAUUCCGGGCAGCCUGUUGUGAUCUCACAGCCUCAGAGUGAUGCUGCUAAAGCAUAUCUAAAGAUAGCUAUGGAAAUAGUAAGAAGACUGCCAGUACCGCCAGCUUGAAGUGUUUAUCACAAACUAACCACCAAAGCGGUCUUUUGGUGUGACUUACACAAGAGUCCUGCUACUUAGUUCUGUGGACACCACAGUCUUUAUGAAAGAGCUUUUCUGGGAAUUUAUCAGAGUUUAAAUUGUGAUUGUGAUAUUUACUGGUUUGCAAAUCAUUAUUUGGCCAUGUCCAAAUGGAUUCAAGUAAGCAAAAGAUGAUAGACGAUACGUAACUGCUGGAUUGUAACGUCAUCGAGCAAGAAGGGACAAAGUAUAUCUUUCUGAUGUGCCCUGUUUUAAGGUCAGGAAUGAAAAACAGCCUCUCCAGCCAAGCAGAAUAAUGAAAAGAAUGUCAAGAUCUACUUAAAAAGUGACAUUUGCAAUGCUAUAAUUUCUGUAAAUUUUUGUUGAGCUUUUUACUUGCUUAACCAACAACCUGACCUUAAACCUGUGCAAAAUUUUAAGUAGAAAAUGCAGUUAUGUAAUUGCAGUACGUUUGCAUUCAUCUGUAAAUAAAUAAAAGAUAGAUCUGCAUAUACUCUGAAGAAUUCUUAUGAUGGAUCAUGAAAAAAAACUCAUUCGUUAUUGGAUAAUGUUCGAUCAUGAGGUAAUUCAGUUUACCAGGUAAUGGAUGACAUGACCCUUAGGCUUAAUUUCUUGACUGCUUUGCAUUAUAAUGGACCCAGACAGAAGACAGGGUAACUGAGGUCUUCGCUGAAAACGCCAGAGCUCAGUUUGCCAGAGGAUGCAAACAUUCAAGAUACAUUAAAUUCAUGAUUGCAUAUUCCUCUUACAAUGCUGCAACUUGGAAUUUAAGUGUAAAGAUACAGUUUUGAAUCCAAGAAAACUUUGGUCAUCAAACUGCACAGCCUUCUGGUUUCCUUUCUUUAUUGCCUUAUAUUCUGUGAUCUUUAUUUUUGUGUUGGUGUGUUGAAGUAAAAGAAUAUGCCUUCAGGGAAUGAGUUCCCAUUCACAGUCAGAUGUUUGAGCUGACAUUUAGGCUUUUUCAUCUACACAGUAAAGUAUAAGCAUCCUAAACAUACAUCUUAACCAUACUAAGGAGUUCUGCUAUUGAUCUCUGUGGGACUAAGAUUUUUCCCUGAAGUGCAAAUAAUUAUUCAUACAUUUUGAAUUAGUUGUUUUUCCUUACUGAAGCAAUACAAGAUAAAAAGUUGGUAUCCAUUUACAUUAGGAACAUUAAAAUUGUAUUACCCAGAAUUUACAUGGGAAAGGUAGGUCUAAAUUACAGGUUGAAUUUCAAGCUUAGUUGAUUUUGCAAAUACGUAAGUUGUGUUCUCCUAAGCCUUAUUUUAUUUUUUCUUCAAGUCUGUUUCUGUACACGUACAUAAGUCUUCCCUCCUGUGCACUCUCCCAUGAGAUCACAUAUUGGUGUUUUGUUUUUUCAGUAGCAUGUUAGCCCAGGCCUCAAGAGUUGACACAAAUAUUCAGAUCCUUUUGGCUGUUGAAUAGAUUUUACAAAAAUUAAAGGUGGCGCAAUGAUCUGUUCUUUAUUUUAUUUUUAACAUUGUUUUUUAUUUUUUAUUUUUUUUUCUGUACAUAUUUAUUUCUGCUUUAGCUAUUGUAAUAGUUGAUAUUUAUGUCUGCAAGUAAUCCUGUGGUGGCUUUGGAGUAGUAGUAU
Oxyura jamaicensis (ruddy duck) is the source of this 2633-nucleotide messenger RNA. RefSeq names its product nucleotide binding protein like (gene NUBPL). Gene Ontology annotation, molecular function: ATP binding; 4 iron, 4 sulfur cluster binding; ATP-dependent FeS chaperone activity. NCBI's taxonomy places the organism in Eukaryota, Metazoa, Chordata, Aves, Anseriformes, Anatidae. Gene Ontology annotation, biological process: iron-sulfur cluster assembly; mitochondrial respiratory chain complex I assembly. The transcript is spliced from 11 exons. Bases 74 to 1009 code for a protein of 311 amino acids. The record is from RefSeq and is a predicted model, not a curated record. Gene Ontology annotation, cellular component: mitochondrion.